Molecule: messenger RNA, 1551 nt
Organism: Rhinocladiella mackenziei CBS 650.93
Lineage: Eukaryota; Fungi; Ascomycota; Eurotiomycetes; Chaetothyriales; Herpotrichiellaceae
Exons: 3
Coding region: 1-1551 (516 amino acids)
Biological process (GO): mRNA cis splicing, via spliceosome
Cellular component (GO): precatalytic spliceosome
Molecular function (GO): RNA binding
Source: RefSeq, a predicted model, not a curated record
AUGGCCAACGAUCCUCCAGCCCCUUCACGGGGAGGGUUGUCGCUGUAUGCCAACCUCCUGGAUCCCAAAAAUGCUGCUUCGGGCACCAUCUCCAGUGCGCCCGUAUCAUACACGAAGCCCGAAAGCACUCCUGAACAAGAUGAAGCUGUCAAGAAACAGCAAGCACUCGCUGCCUCCCUAAGAUUUCAACCUACCAAACGACCUCAGAUUGCCGCUCAAAAAGCAAAGGCAAAGGCUAUUGCAAGCAAAUUCGCCCUUCCGUCCUCUUCCAACGCUGUUUCAGGAGUCACCCGCUCUGAGUCUACGGAAAACACCGCGACAGAAGCUCCGGUACCUCAACCGUCGGCGCCCAAAACCACUCUCGCAGAUUGGGUAGCCACCGCUUCGGAUGACGAUGAAGUUAACCACUUUUAUGCCGUUGAGAAGCGUGAACGACCAAGCCGGAAGAAGCGCAAGAAGAACAAGGAAGCUUCAGCAGCUCCAAUCAUUCAAGAUUGGGAUGAUAUCUAUGACCCGAGCAGACCAAACAACUAUGAGGAAUACAAGCACAGCGAAGAAAAGAUCCGCGAAGUAAGAGAAUGGAAAGACCUUCUUUACAGACACCGCAUAAAACCGAGGGACUUGAGUGACUCGGAAGAUGACGACUAUCAUAGACCCAUGAACAACCAAUUCGCACCACCUCCCAUGUCAUUUGCCCCACCGCCCAAUCUCAACGACGAGUGCCCUUCCCCCCCUCCGCCUGCCGACAUUCCAGACGAUACAACAGGAGAAGAUGCAUAUUUGCGCCGAAUACGCAUGUCACAGGCUCAACAAGCUCAACCUCCUCUGCCUCCCCCACCGGCCAUUAACCCUCCACCAGGUCAAAUAACACGCGCCCCAAUCCGCUACAAUCUGCCUUCCGCAUCAGAGGAGAUACCUUCGUCAGAAGCAGAAUGGGAGGAGAAGCUUGCAGAAUCCGAACAGGCUGAAGAAAAUACCAACUCCGACGAGCCACGAUCGAAACGGCCUGGUCAAGCAGGAUUUGCGGAGCGAUUAAUGUCCAAAUAUGGUUGGAGUAAGGGCCAGGGUCUGGGCGCCCAGGGAACCGGCAUCAUCAAUCCUCUGUAUGCCAAAGUGGACAAACGAAAGAAAAAGUCUGAUGCUGAAGGUGGUGGCUAUGCUGCGCCAGCAGGGACGGGCAAGAUUAUGGGUGGAUAUAAAUCCAAAGCUGCUCAAGUGGAAGAGGAAGGCAGAUUCGGAGCCAUGUCGGAAGUUGUUCGACUAGAGGGCAUGUUGAACGGUUUAAAUUUGGAUGAUGAGCUGACCCAAGAGGAGGGAGGAAUCUUGCAAGAGAUUGGUGAGGAAUGCAGUGAGAAGUACGGAAGUGUGAAGAGAGUCUAUAUCCAUCGAUCGGAGAAGGACGAGGAUGAAGCACUGGUAUUUGUGUGCUUUGUGAGCCAGCUCAGCGCCUUGAGAGCUGUGAACACCUUGGAAGGGCGCAUCUUCAAUGGGAAUCCCAUCAAGGCCAGAUUCUGGCCCAAAGACAAGUUCGAUGAAGGGCACUACGUUUGA